Osmia lignaria (orchard mason bee) is the source of this 1010-nucleotide messenger RNA. Lineage: Eukaryota; Metazoa; Arthropoda; Insecta; Hymenoptera; Megachilidae. The record is from RefSeq and is a predicted model, not a curated record.
GUGCCGCGUAGUCGGUGAUUCCCGAAUAAUGUACCGCGUACCCUUGAACUUUCAAGCGCAUAUUUUUGCUUUACACACUUUGUAUAAAUACGAUGCAGUUCAGUGCAUUAGACAUCAGUCUUCUUCAAUCAACGAAACUGUCCACAGCCUGACAAUUACUGGUGCGAAGACACUUUAACAAUGAAGACUAUUUUUAUCUUGACAAUUCUGGGGAUUGCCUUUGCAACCACAGUACUUGGGGAAGAGGCACUUGAAUCAUCCUAUCUGCGGGUACCUCGUGAAGCCAAACCGGAACCUGAACCUGAACCUGGGACCAAGCCAUUAUAUAUUCCUCGACCUCCUCCUCAACCACAUCCGCGUCUGAGGCGUGAAGCCGAUCCGGAACCUGAACCUGCUAGUAGACCAGUAUAUGUUCCUCCACCUCGUCCACCACAUCCGCGUCUGAGACGUGAAGCCGAUCCGGAACCUGAACCUGCUAGUAGACCAGUAUAUGUUCCUCCACCUCGUCCACCACAUCCGCGUCUGAGACGUGAAGCCGAUCCGGAACCUGAACCUGCUAGCAGACCAGUAUAUGUUCCUCCACCUCGUCCACCACAUCCGCGUCUGAGACGUGAAGCCGAUCCGGAACCUGAACCUGCUAGUAGACCAGUAUAUGUUCCUCCACCUCGUCCACCACAUCCGCGUCUGAGACGUGAAGCCGAUCCGGAACCUGAACCUGCUAGUAGACCAGUAUAUGUUCCUCCACCUCGUCCACCACAUCCGCGUCUGAGGCGUGAAGCCGAUCCGGAACCUGAACCUGGAACCAAACCAAUAUAUAUGCCUCGACCUCCUCCACCACAUCCGCGCCUUCGUUAAGGAGGAUGCAAACCUAGAUAAAGCAGACUUAAAGGACACCUACAUGAAAUUGUGACUUAAUUUGAUCAAAAUACUCUUAAAAUGUAAAUGCUAUCCUGAUACUCACUAAAAUACUUGUUCUCAUCUAAUUUCCGAAUAAAAUUGAUAUCAUUAAA